AUGUAUCAGGACACUUUUGAGGAAGACGACUUGUUGGCCGAAGUUGAAUUCGUUACCCAAGUCCAUUAUUCCCAAACUACUGAUCUUGACGAUGGAUUCGAAGCCGAAGUCGUUCCUCCUCAGCAGCCCAACACGGCUCACAUUCCCGACAGUGUGAAAAACUUUAUCUUGCAUUUCUACCGCAAUGUCACGGACAACAAUGUCUUUGAACUUCACAACGUUUACGACAGCUCCUUCAACAAGUUGAGCGACCGUUACUAUCAAAAGCAACCUUGGCCCGAGGCCGAACUGAUCGCUCCUCUCGUGAAUGGCGAUACCGUGUUCCUCACGCUUUACCGCGAAUUGUACUACCGACACAUUUAUGCUCGUUUGACGCCUACAUUGGAACACCGUAUCCGUUCCUAUGAAAACUAUUGCGAUCUUUUCAACUACAUCUUGAAUUCCGAUGGUCCUGUCAAUUUGGAACUUCCCAACCCCUGGCUCUGGGACAUCAUUGACGAGUUCAUCUAUCAGUUCCAGUCUUUCAGCAACUAUCGCGAUCGCUUGAAGAACAAGUCCGAGCAGGAAAUCGAAAUGUUGCGCGGAAAUAACCAGAUCUGGAGUUCUUACAGCGUGUUGAACGUGCUCUACUCUUUUGUUCAGAAAUCGCGUAUCAACGAACAAUUGCUUGUGAGCAAGAAUGGUGGUGACAUGAUGGAAGCAGCCGGUGAAUACGGCUCCCGACCUUUGUACAAGAUGCUCGGCUACUUUUCCAUUGUCGGUCUUCUUCGUGUCCACUGCUUGUUGGGUGACUACGUUCUCGCUUUGAAGAUGAUGGAUAACAUUGUGUUGAACAAAAAGGCCAUGUUUGCACGUGUGACAGCCUGCCAUGUGACGACUUACUACUAUGUCGGUUUCGCUUACAUGAUGAUGCGCAGAUACGCUGACGCCAUCAAAGCUUUCUCCACCAUCUUAUCCUUCAUUCAGAGAACCAAGCAAUACCAUUCUCGAUCAUAUCAAUACGAUCAGAUUACCAGAAAGGGGGAUCAAAUGUACGCUUUGUUAGCCAUUUGCAUUGCCAUGUCGCCUACGCGUUUGGAUGAAAAUAUCCAUUCUCAGCUUCGUGAAAAGCACGGUGAACAGCUUUUCAAGAUGCAAAAGGGAGAAGACAACCUCGCAAUUUUCGAAGAACUCUUCCAAUAUGCUUGUCCCAAAUUCAUCUCGGCUGUGGGCAUCAAUCCCAACAACGCCAAUGGAGUGGAUCCUCAUCAAAACAUGAUCAAGAUCUUCAUGAACGACAUUCAGACCCAGAUCAACCUUCCCACUUUGCGCUCUUUCAUGAAAUUGUACACCACCAUGGGCAUUGAUAAAUUGGCCAAGUUCUUGGAAAUGGAUGCCGAUGAAUUGAAAAUGCAGUUGCUGGUAUUCAAGCAGAAGUCGCGCCAGUACAAGUGGGUUGAAGGCGAGCUCUUGGAUGGUGUCUACAUGCCUACUUCGGAUCUCGAUUUCUGUCUCAAGCAAGACGUUGUCCACAUUGCCGAAAGCAAGGUCGGCCGUCGUUAUGCCGAUUGGUUCUUGCGCAACAUCAACCGUUGUGAGGAUAUCGUUGCCAGCUUAGAAAACAAGGCCUAA
This is a messenger RNA of Radiomyces spectabilis, 1611 nucleotides long. Its product is annotated as RNA polymerase I-associated factor PAF67-domain-containing protein. The transcript has 8 exons. Bases 1 to 1611 code for a protein of 536 amino acids. Gene Ontology annotation, biological process: translational initiation. Lineage: Eukaryota; Fungi; Mucoromycota; Mucoromycetes; Mucorales; Radiomycetaceae. Gene Ontology annotation, molecular function: translation initiation factor activity; protein binding. The record is from RefSeq and is a predicted model, not a curated record. Gene Ontology annotation, cellular component: eukaryotic translation initiation factor 3 complex; cytoplasm.